Molecule: messenger RNA, 5679 nt
Organism: Tachysurus vachellii
Lineage: Eukaryota; Metazoa; Chordata; Actinopteri; Siluriformes; Bagridae
Gene: glra1
Product: glycine receptor, alpha 1
Exons: 10
Coding region: 812-2191 (459 amino acids)
Biological process (GO): regulation of membrane potential; signal transduction; chemical synaptic transmission
Cellular component (GO): plasma membrane; postsynaptic membrane; synapse
Molecular function (GO): extracellularly glycine-gated chloride channel activity; glycine binding; transmembrane signaling receptor activity
Source: RefSeq, a predicted model, not a curated record
CGUGCGCGCAAAGGUGAGCUGCUUUUUGAGUUUACUAAAUGACUGCAGCAAGAAAUACAGCAGCGUUUGCACGGGCUUACGGGUGACAGGAGACGCGCUGAACGUCGCAAUUUCAUUUUUUCCUAUAAUUCUGGGUUGCACUGAUUGUUGGAAUUCUUAAAAAAGAAAAAAGGGGGGGGAAAAAAUACAUCUUCAAUAUGAGAUUGAAAACGAGUCGCGUCUUCUAAGUGGACCGGACAAUGGAAGUGGCUUCUUGCAGCAGUAUUGGUUCGCCCUUGGGAAACAAGUACACAGGAAAUAAGAGAAUCUGUGAAAGCCCGUUGGUCCGCACCGGCCGGGUUCCUGCGAGCGCGCGCGGCUCCGAAGCGACGCAGUGUAUCGCGGAACGCGUGUCACUGGAUGCGUAAAGAUAUCAAAAACACUCGCGUAUGCAUUUAUUCCAUAUAACUUAUUUUGGAUUCGCGCCUUGCCUAGGAGGUCUAGAGUUGAAAGCCGGACGGUUUAAACUCGACGUGCACGUGUGAAGCCCGGAUGAAUUCACGGCGCUAGAGUAUUUGGCGCGCCGUUAUGGAUUUGCCCGGAGUGAACGUCUGAAAUUGAGCUGGAUAGCGCGUCCCGAUCCAGAGACCCUUCGCUGUGUGCCAGCCGACAUCAGGUGUCAGGAUCAUGAUCACCUCGUUUCUAUGGUCUUAAAAACGUCCCCUCUCUUACCUUUGGAUCUGGUAUACUACAAGCCAGCAGACACAAUAGCAAUCGAUCAUCAUCGCAACUGAGAAAUCGUGCAAGAAAGACCUCAAAGCUGACAGACACAAUGUGUAGAUUAAGCGCACUCGGAAUUUAUUUGUGGGAAACCUUAUUGUUUUUCAGCCUGGCAGCAUCCCAGCAAGCUGCAGCACGGAAAGCUGCCUCCCCUAUGCCACCUUCGGAAUUCUUGGACAAACUCAUGGGGAAAGUGUCUGGGUACGAUGCAAGAAUCAGACCUAAUUUUAAGGACCCACAUGGCCCCAAAUCGGAUGGUACUCACAAGAAAGGUCCACCUGUGAAUGUAACAUGCAACAUUUUUAUUAACAGUUUUGGAUCCAUUGCUGAAACAACAAUGGAUUACAGGGUGAAUAUUUUCCUGAGACAGCAGUGGAAUGACCCUCGACUGGCUUACAGUGAAUACCCUGAUGACUCCCUUGACCUUGACCCCUCUAUGUUGGACUCCAUUUGGAAACCGGAUUUGUUCUUUGCCAAUGAGAAGGGGGCUAAUUUCCAUGAAGUUACCACUGACAACAAGCUGCUGAGGAUCUCCAAAAAUGGGAAUGUGUUAUAUAGCAUAAGGAUAACGCUGGUUCUGGCCUGUCCCAUGGACCUGAAGAAUUUCCCGAUGGACGUGCAGACUUGCAUAAUGCAGCUGGAGAGUUUUGGCUACACUAUGAACGAUCUGAUAUUUGAGUGGGAUGAAAAAGGUGCUGUGCAGGUGGCUGAUGGACUGACGUUACCCCAGUUUAUCCUGAAGGAGGAGAAAGAUUUACGCUACUGCACCAAACACUACAACACAGGGAAGUUCACAUGCAUCGAGGCCCGCUUCCAUCUGGAGAGGCAGAUGGGCUACUACCUGAUUCAGAUGUAUAUCCCCAGUCUGCUAAUCGUCAUCCUGUCCUGGGUGUCCUUCUGGAUCAACAUGGAUGCUGCUCCUGCUCGUGUGGGCCUGGGCAUCACCACGGUGCUCACCAUGACAACACAGAGCUCAGGCUCCAGAGCCUCUCUGCCAAAGGUCUCCUAUGUGAAGGCCAUUGACAUCUGGAUGGCUGUGUGCCUGCUGUUUGUCUUCUCGGCUCUGCUGGAAUAUGCUGCUGUCAACUUUAUCGCUCGCCAGCACAAAGAGCUGCUGCGCUUCCAGAGGAGGAGGCGACACCUAAAGGAGGACGAGGCAGGUGAAGGGCGCUUCAGCUUUGCAGCCUAUGGCAUGGGCCCUGCAUGUCUGCAGGCAAAAGACGGCAUGGCCAUCAAGGGCAACAACAAUGCGCCUGCGUCCAGCAUGCCACCUGAGAAGACCGUGGAGGAGAUGCGCAAGCUCUUCAUCAGCCGCGCCAAGCGCAUCGACACGGUGUCGCGAGUCGCCUUCCCACUCGUCUUCCUCAUUUUUAACAUUUUCUACUGGAUCAUUUACAAGAUCAUCCGCAGCGAGGAUAUUCACAAGCAGUAAAUAUAAAGGGUGAGAUCCGAGCUGAAAAAGCUGCCGCUGUCGCUGCCCACCACCACCCCACCUCUCCCCCGUGCCCACAUCCUCUCCUCAGCACUCACUUGCUUUCAGUGCCGAGUCAUUGGCAGAGGUAUUUCUCAAUAUUCGUUUUUCUUUCAUCUGUCCUUUUUCCUCCGGUUCUCCUGAAUAAUCUGGACCUGUGCAAUAGCAAUGCAGUAAAAUGCAUGAUAUGAAUGUGGCAAUAUAUUUACUAAAAAAUUUUAAAAAAUAUAAUAAAAAUGGCAACAUAAAUAUUAGACUUUCCCAGAUACAUCAGAGAACCUCUGAGCAAACUGAAAUUCAAGGGGCUGUUGCUCAUGUGAGACUUUCUUAUUUUUUUUGCAACGUGAAGACAUGCUGCAUUAUGGGAAUAUGAAGGAGAUUACAUGCAGCACUGUAAUAUAUCAAAUGUUUAAAAGCAAAACUCAAAUUAUUUCAAGAGAGCUUACUGGAAAACGGAAAGGUUUUAAAAGAACGCCACGCGGAUGGUUUGGUGCUUCCAUAAUUAAGUAAUGCAAGAGGCGCUGGAAUAUAUCUAUAUCUAUGUCUAGAUUUGCUUCAAUAUAUGUAUUGCAAGCACUUGUCAAUGCCCAGAAAAACAGGAUGUCAUGAUGAUGACGUCCUGAUGUCAUGAUGUCACUUUAACAGUGGAAGCUUGACGAGUGACCGUCAGAAAUAUAUUGUUUAUACCAGCUGUGGUCAGUGUGAAUUUUUUGUCCAGAUUAUGUCAUUUACUCACGUGCCAAGUGAACAGCAUGUCGCUGUACCAUUUUCCUCAGCUUUUGUGAACAACAACAAAAAAAAAAAAGAUAAAAAAAACAAAAAACUUUGGGCUAUAAACCUUUAUUGCUUUAUUUAUUCAGACAACAGAUAUAUUUACAAGCUAUGUAUUAUGACAUGACCGAAACUAGAGGAAAACGUAUGAGAAGUGUUUUAUCUCUCAGCUCCAUUCCAUCGGUUUGCAUUUUCAAAGCAUAGACAUCAUGAAAAAAGUGAUAAUUUUCUUCCCUGUAACAGCAUUGUGUUGUUUUCCGCAUCACCAUCAGCUCCAGCAGAAAGUGUUAUUUUUAUAAGCAACCAGCGCAACCAUACACUUAAAUAUAAAUAUCUAACAACCAAAUGUGUAUUACUGUGACUUUUAAAUCAAAGUAUGUAUUGUGCAGCAGAGUUAAUCAUUUGCAUUGUAUUUAAAUGAUGAUUUUUGGUUACAACAUGCUUCCAUGGAUUACAUCCUCAUCUGGCUUCUCUAUGCAAUAUGAAUAUAUGCAAUUAUUUUCUUUGUUUGUUUUUUUUUAUUUCCUUAAAUGUCCUAGUCUUGUUGUGGCUAUAUUUAUUUAUUUAUUUAUUUGUUUGUUUGUUUGUUUGUUUGUUUGUUUGUUUGUUCGUUCAUUCAUUCUUAAAGAAGCACUCUGUCCACUAUGCAUGACAAAGGUACCUUUUUUUUUUUUUUUACACGUUAUGCACAUUAUUUUUUUCCUCCCAUUUUCAUUUUCCCAAUUUUGCUAAUGUUUUAUUUUCUUGAAAGAAAUGAAACUGCAUUCUCGCCAUGCAAGGUCCUGGAGGCAGUGUGAAUUAUGAUUCAUUACCAUUCAUGAGAUUGGUGCAGUGUUUCUCUCCACUCCUCAUUCUGUUUAUUCACUUGAUUUGUUUUCUUGGCCAAAGAGCAAUCUCCUUAAAGCGUCGCCACUGCCUUUCAGCUGUGCAAGCGAGUACCCGAUGUAAAGGGUUCAUCUUUUUAUCUGAAAUAUUAUAUCAUAUUUAUGUUUUUGUAGCAUUGCCUGGAGAAAAUGUGAUGGAAUUAAUAAGAGGUGUAAUUAUCGCACAAGGCCCAUAUUUAUUCAUGUAUUUGUUUAAGUAGAAUUCAAAUAUCGGUUUGUACGUCUGAAAUGAGAAAUGAAUGUACAUUAGAUUUUCAUUAGAGUGGGAAUGUCUCUGUCUCAUGGUCUGUCGGAGUGCAAUCAUCACAAAACCUCUCGGUUUAACACUUUUCUCGCUCCAGGACAGAUGAUUCAGCUUGUGCAAGGCCUGAAAAUUGUGUGCCGCAUGGAAUCAUGGGAGAGGAAAUUGUGGCAAAAUCCUAAACCGUGUUGUUUUGUGCUCCUCCUCUGAGCCAUUAUGUCAUGUUAAAUUCUUGAGAAAUCUCAUUUAUUUAUUUGAAUUUCUUAUGAAUGACAGUCCUGUCUCUCUCUCUCUCUCUCUCUCUCUCUCUCUCUCUCUCUUCUCAUUCUUUCUCUCUCUCUCUCUCUUCUCUCUCUUUCUCUCUCUCUCUCUCUCUCUCUUUCUCUCUACUAUAAAUGCUCAGAACACAAGUAAACUCUUGUGAAUUCUGACCCACUUUUAAUCAGCAGUAGCCGUCUUUGUGUUCAGUUAGUUUCAGACUCCGUAGCACUGCAUCCAUGCAGCUACUCAACUGAUCAGCAAUUCAUUCUCAAAACUAUUGAAUGGCUAGAUUUUAUUUUGGAUUCGUAGCUUUUAAGUUAGGAAUAAUGACUAUUUCCUUUCUUCAUUGCAAUCCUCUCAUACACUAAUUGUGUUGUACAAUUAACAUUUUGGCUUCAUCCAUUUCUGUCAGCUGUGAAAUCAAAUCAAAUCCAACAUCUUCCACACUGUUUUAACACAUUUGUAAAACUUAUGCUUAGCUAAAUGUUGCUGUUUCCCCAAACACCCUUGAUGAUAAACGCUGCUUCAAAGCCACUUAUCGUACUCACGCUGCUGUUUCGUCCUUUGUGUAUAAGACUGCACUCACACUCGGAUCCUCUCUUUUAACUGCAAGCUGCGGUUCUAGAGACUGGACAGUCACAGAGGACUCAUAGUGUUUUGGAAAUGACGAACGGAGCAAUGUGAAACAUCUGCUAUGUGCAACCCCGCCUUUAGGAGGCAAAACUAUCAUGCAAAAAUUAAAUUAAAAAUUUGCAUUGGUUCUUUAAAAUUGUCAGUUUAUAAGGCAUGAUGCUAUUCGUUUAUGAUUUCUUCACUUCUAUUGAUACCUUUUUAAUGCUAACUCUUUAAGGGUGAUCACUGAGAGUGACAUUUGGCAUGACCGUCUCUUGUGAACACAAAGCCGUGGAGAAGGUUUUGGAAAUUCUUUUUUUUUGCAUAAGCUUGUAUGGCCUUAAUCUAUAUUUUUCUUUAUUUGUUUUACUUGUGUAUAUCUUGUAUUGGCACAAAGUGCAUCUCUUCAUUUUGCUAUUAAUCAUAAUUAAAGUGUGCAAUUCCCUUUUAAGCAGUAAAAAAAAAAGCAAAUAUGUUCUUUUUUUAUUUCUAAAUCUGAAACAGAAUAUUUUGCAUGAAUAUAAAUAAUGGCAGAUAUUUUUGGCUUGUACAGAAAUGUGAGCAAUUUGAAGAAAAAACGGAAUGUACCAUUUCUGCUGUAUCUGUAUAUAAUUAAAUAUUUAUUGAAAUAUGUCAUUAUGCUAAAGCUAAUUCUACUAUUAAAGGUUUUCUGAACAAAG